CAAGAUAUAAGGCGACACAAAAAUACAAUAGAAUAUCACAAUACACCGUCUAAACAUUAUCCAAGAUAUAAUAAGUAUCACGAUAUCUCAAGAAAGGAAUAUCAGAGAUACGAUAACUUUAAUAAACACCCAAGGGGUAAUACUAAGCCAUACCACCCAUCCCCAGUAAGACGACCUAAAUACAGCAGCUACAGUCAAGCUGUACAGUCAAAUAUUCCUGAAAGAAAUGACCGAAAAUCAGUACCCACAACAUAUGUGUCAAAUAGAACAGAGAGACAACCACACACCUCUAGGGUAGAUAUAGGUAAUAAACCAGACAUAUUUAGAACAGAACAUUCACCUUCUUUUUUAUGGAAGGACCCAAUCUCAGAGAGACUAAAACAAUCCCGACAUAUCAAAAUUUGGGA
Molecule: messenger RNA, 407 nt
Organism: Pelobates cultripes (western spadefoot toad)
Lineage: Eukaryota; Metazoa; Chordata; Amphibia; Anura; Pelobatidae
Source: the annotation of a GenBank genome assembly